This is a messenger RNA of Rubroshorea leprosula, 1614 nucleotides long. The record is from the annotation of a GenBank genome assembly. NCBI's taxonomy places the organism in Eukaryota, Viridiplantae, Streptophyta, Magnoliopsida, Malvales, Dipterocarpaceae.
CAGAGUCACUGUACCUGUUCCAAGCGAUCACCAUGCCAUCCUCCAUCUCUUCCGCUCCGUCCCAAUCCCUCCAAACACUCUUGGCCUCCGCUCGUCCUUUCCUUCGCGGCGAGCUCGAAGCCAUCGACAAGAAAUUGCCUGCUCAGGUGGCUGUCCUGCGCUCGGUGGGAGCUGGCGAGUGCUGGCACAAGCACGGUAAUUUUCUCGACCAUUUGAUGGACAUACAUCGGAUUCUCAAGAUCUGGAAAGCGCCGGACUACGUCUGUCUUUGCGGCCUCUUUCACUCCUCUUACUCCAACUCCUACGUAAAUCUCGCCAUAUUUGAUCCUAACACAGGGCGCGAUGUUGUCCGCGGCCACGUCGGUGAGGCCGCCGAGCGUCUGAUUCACCUGUUCUGUGUCAUCCCAAGGCAACCGAUCAUCCACGACGAUCUUCUGUUCAAGUACUCCGAUUCUGAACUCAUCGAACACCUCAAGCAAUCGGAGAUUUCGGUUAAGAAUGCGAAGGAAAAGGGUUUGUUUAAUAGAGAGGAAAUUUGGAGGAAGAAAUUGAACACUCUGAUCCCUGCAAACGGCAUCACAGUGGAGCAUAUAAAAACGGGUGACGACGUUGUCGUUUCGAGAAGGAUAUUGGCUACUUUUCUCAUGAUGACAAUAGCCGAUUUCAGCGACCAGCUAUUUGGAUUCCAGGAUCGACUCUUUAACAACCACGAUGGCCGGCUUGAUUUUUUCGGGAACAGCUACACUGCUUUGUGGCCCGGGGACGGAAAGCCGGGGCUUUGGCUGAAUUCGGCAUCGAGGAUGGGUGCAAUUUAUACGUUGCUUGUGAGGGAGGAGGAGAUUUAUGUGGAGGAAAGAAAGAGGACUGGCGGAAUUGAAGUAGAUAACGGCAGAGAUGAGGACAUCGAUCUCGUUGUGCCGCCGGUGUUUGACGGCUGCACCAAGGUGGUUGAUGCCAAGGGCCAGAUAGAAGCACUGGACUUGUACUGGGAAGCUGUGUGCUUGAAAGAUAAUCCCAAGGGAGGACAGGGGAAAACAGAGGAGUUGCUUUUGGGCUCCAUUGAGAAGAACCCAUUUGUGGGUGAGCCAUAUUUGGUUUUGAGCCAGCUUUAUCUGUCCCAGGAAAGGUUUGAGGAGGCUGAGAAGUUGGCUGAGAAAGGGCUGACUCUUUUGCUGGGGUGGGGCAGCCCAUGGGACAAGAGGAUGUCAUGGGGUGGAUGGGUUGCUUGGGCUAGGGUUCUGUUGAUGAAGGCUAAGGAAAAGGCCUGGCCCAAUACUUCCUGGGGCAUCCUCAACCUAGGCCUUGUUGGGUAAGCGGCUAAUAUCAUUUCGCACACUUCCAGUUUGUGAUUAGUAAUCUAGUCUAAAUAAGAGCGAACCUAAAUAACCGAAUCAAUGUUAUACACGGACAAGUUACCGUGCCUACUGCGUGGCAUAGUUAUUAAUAUUAGUUAGCUUGUAAAGUAAUGAUCACUUGUUUAGGAGAGUGUAGAAGGUUCAAACAAUUAGUAUAAUUUGUUAUGAAUGGUUAAAGAAGAUAUGAACCUACUGUCUGUUCUAGUGCAUGGUGCAGGUGAUGUUUAAGGCUGAUGUUGAAUUAAUGGUAAAGUGAGUU